Messenger RNA from Ambispora gerdemannii, 2382 nucleotides. The record is from the annotation of a GenBank genome assembly. NCBI's taxonomy places the organism in Eukaryota, Fungi, Glomeromycota, Glomeromycetes, Archaeosporales, Ambisporaceae.
AUGUAUAACGUAGAUAGAUACUUUGAUUUUGACUAUGAGAAGAAGUUAGAAAUCAAAACUAAGCAAAAGAAAAAGCAGCAACAACAGGGUUUAUUAGCACUUUUAUUCUUAGUUGCCGGUGCUUACUAUUACUUUAUGAUUUAUUUACCAGAAGAACAAAGGAAACUACUAGAAAGUAAAAUUCAAACGGAUUUAGAGAAAGUAAAGAAAUUAAAACAAGAUGAUUACGAUAAUAUAACUACAUCAUUAACUAUUCUCCAAGAAGAAGUUAACCUAUUUCCUGAUGGAGAUAAGCAUCCUAAUUUCCGCUUCUCUCGAACUGCUUGUUAUGAAAUUUAUUUUCCACCUUCUUUAAAGGAGCAUUAUGAAGAAGGAAGAAAAAACGGAGAAACUAAUUGCACAAUGCUUAAAGGAAAAGAAGAAUUAAUUUUAUCUGACAAAAUUCUAGCUUGGUGUAAAAGUGUAGUUGUUGAUCCAGUACGAGGGGACAAAGAAACGGGAGAAAAUAAUGCUCUCUUUUACGGAGCACCAAGAACCGGUAAGUCAGCGACCGUAAAAAACCUUUGCUUUGAAGCUAAUAAGUAUCCAUUAGUAGAAAUCAAAGAGAAAACUUAUGGCUUUGAAAGAGAGGAUAAUGGAGAGGACUUUAUUGGUGAUGACCCAAAACAGCCAAACAAAUCUAGGUUUUGGAGGAAAUUUAUUACUAAUAAUCCUAAUGCUAUUUACAAAGAAGAAAUUGAAACAGAGGAUGAAAAUGGUAAUAAGACAACUGAAACUGAGGAACGAACUUUUAAGUCAUUAAAACAAGUAAAGACUGAAGAUGUGCUAGAUGCUAGUUUACCAGAAAUAGUUAAUAUUUUAGAGUACUCAUCUAAUAAUCUAAGCACGAGUUUAGAAAGCUUAUGCCAAGAAAUAGAAGACUUGAAACAGCAAAUACAAUUAUCGGCUAAUAGUGGACAGAUAACUAUGAUGCAGAACAAUAUUAACACUUUAUUUCAACAAAACACAACUACUAUCGUUGCUACGGUUGCCGCAGGUAUUGUUACGGGCGGUGCUUCGCUAGUCAUUCAAGCGGCAGCGAUUGGCGGUGCUUACUUAGUAGGCUCUGCAAUGGAUGCUGAUCGCAAACAAAAAGAGCAAGAAGAUAAAAAGUUAACUUUAGCUGGUAAAGCCGGUCAAGCAAUCACUGACCAAGUAAAUAAUCUGCAAAAUGACAGAAACAAAGCAGUGCAAGAAGCUGAAGAUUUAAUCAAAGAAUUACAAAGACAUAAGGCCAAACUAAAUGACCCUAGUGCUACAUCCGAAGAAAAGGAUACUGCUAAAAGAAUGAUUCCAAUUAUCCAAAGUCAGUUAGAUGAUCACAGUAAAAAAGUAAGUGAUUAUGACAAAAAAAUAGAUGACUUAUUAAAAAGUGUUCCAGGAGCAAAUAACAAAAAAGGAGGAUUAGUUAAUUUGGAAAGCAUGGAUCAACAGACUAAUAUCAUGGACAAAAAUCAGUUUAAGCAGCAGGUUCUUCAUCUCCUUAGUGAAUACUUUCCCAAAGCACAAAGAGAACUGGCAGAAAUAAAAAAAAUAACUGACCCUUACGAGCAGCAAAAAAAAGCAGAUUCUGCUUAUAAUGAACAUUCUUAUUAUUCCAAUGCUGUUAACGGACUUAUUGGUAAAUAUAGUUUAAGUAUAAAUGGUACUCAAGAUUACAAUAUAGUAGUAAAUGAACUUUAUAGUCUCAAACAUGAAGCCUUAAAAAAAAAAUCACAAGAAGAAGAAAUUAAAAGUGAACAAGAAGAAACUCACCAAAAAUUAGACAAUAACUCUCAGGAGCUAAAAGACAUAACAAAUAGUUUUCCAAAUAAAACAAGUCCUAAGAAGAAAAAAACAAAAAAAACCAAAGAAAAACUAAACAAAGUUAAACCUCGUUCUCCUUCUUGCUUACAUCCUAGCAUAGCUUGUGAAGAGGGUAAUCCCUAUUAUUGGUUUUGCGAAAAUUGUAAUGAUGAUAGUUCUUAUCAAUUUUUACAAAGACUACAAUCAGACUUAGUGGAAGAUAUUAAUGCUGAUAUAGAAGAAAAAGGACUGAAUAGACUUUCUGAUAUUGAUAUCCGCACUAAUCCUGCUUAUUCUAAGAUUUUUUUAAGGAAAUGUUCUAGUCAGGAGGAAAUUAGGGAGAAUUAUAAGAAUCAACAAUUACGCUCGCAAAUCACCCAGUUAGAACAAAACUCUAAUAAAACCCCUGCUCAGCAAUCAGAAUUAGAGGCUAAAAAGAAAAGAUUAGCGGAAUUAUUAAAAAAACAGGAUAGUUCUAAUAAUUCAGUAAGCAAGAAUAAUCUUAAUUCUGGCGAGAAAUCACCAGAAGAGAAAGAUAAAGAGUUAAUCGACAAUUAG